GCCCGCAGCAGUGUUUAUUGCUCCGUGACCCGCGUUCGGCGCCCGGGUGCCGGGGAGCAGGAAUCGCUCCCUGGCCUCUCCCCGCUGUCCGGGCGGACGCAUGGCACCGGCACCGGGUGCAGCAGCGCCCGCCGCCCGUCGGGAGGGCCCUGCAGGGCGGGGAGGCCCGGCCGUAGCAACCGGGCGGUCUCCAGCCCAACGGCGGGGCGGCGGCGCCGCCGCUUCCAAGCGGGUGGCUGCUGGAGGCAGGCAUUGAGCUGACGGUUUUCCUGGCUGCCAUCAGCUUGCUUGCCUUUUCCCAGACUUGAGGUUUUUAAGAAAAGGAGCUGUCAAUCAAGAGAUACAUCAUGACUGGCAAUCCAUUUAAGAGACUUGCCUGGAGUCACUAUGCCUUUGAUUCAAAGCACAGAAACAAUCAUAAGAACUCAAACUUCCACAUGGACCACAAAAAGAAAUCAAAAGAGAAGGAAAAGAGUCUGACAGUCAGUCAGUGGGACAUGGAUGUACAACCCCUCAUUUCAUCUUCUAAAUGGCUUCAGCUUCAUGGGCUCAAGAGAAAGAAAUUGUCCCUGUCCCAGAUUUUGUCCCAGAUUGGAUUUCAGCACAGGAAAGAUUAUGUGACCACUUUGGGGAAACUUGUGGCUUCUCGGUAUGCAGACGGUCUGUUUCCUCAGUACAUGAGAGCACAAGAUGGCAGCGUGUAUAAUCUGACAGCCAAAAAAGAACUGAUUCUUCAUUUUGUGGAUUGUCUAAUGGGAGCUAUUGAGCUCUAUCGGCAGCGAAUGGAAUGGUUAACCAGUGAAAGCCGGCUGAUAUUUGGAGUGAUUCAAGAACGGUGCAUUGUCGUUGUUUUGGAUUUUGGCACUGCAGCCCCAGCUGAAUUUGAUGUAUGCCGUGAUGCACUUUCCAUGGUUCUUGUGGAACAGGUGACCCAAAUUGCCAAAUUUAACCUCAUUCGGGCUGCUCAGGAUCUUAUGAAGUGGCAACAGAAAUGUGCUCCUGUGUCUGAACAUACUGUAAAGUCUGCUGUUAAGUGGCUCUGGAAACUGGACCAUAUGACAGCUGUCAGCCAUAGCAGCUCUGCUGAAGCCCUGCUGGAAGCCAUGAGUGAGACAGUUGAAGCUGUUUAUUACUUUGCUGUGGGUGAUGUUCCAGCUGAAACAAAGCAGCUGCUCCUUAAGAAGGUUUCUGAUGGCCCCUGUCCAGUCAACACCGUAUCUUUCAAUGCCAGGGAAGAUGAAACUAUUAUUUUUCUGAAGGAGUUGAGCCACUUGGCCUCUGGCAGAUUCCAUGCUUUCGUUCAGAAGAAUUACUGUAGAGAUGCUACUGGACCUGCACUGAAAUGUGAAGAAGAUGACAAAGAUCUAAUUGCCCCGAAUUCCAGAAAGGUGAAAGGGCGAACGCCACUAGUAGCUGGUGUUCGUGAAGAUGUCUUUUUGAUCUGGAAGGAGUUGGAGGAAGCCAUGAAUACACUGAGACAAGUCCAGAAAAUUUUAUCAGAAUCUGACCAGCCUGCUUCUGGAGAUGAUGAUCAUCCAAUACAAAAGCAUAAAUCUGAUGAAUAUUUGACUUCUGAGGAGUGGUUGCAGAGGUAUGGCUUGAAAGCUCAGAAGCUCACACUGUAUGAUGCACUUGCUGACUGUACUUUUCGCCAUGCGGAUGGGAUUGUUGACAUCAAAACUAAACCAGAGGAUGAAUCUUCACAAACUGAUGCAGAGACAAAGAGGAAAGUAAUUCAUGCAAAAUACUGUGACAAGUUUGUACAUACCUUCUGGAAAGAUGGAUCUGUAGUUCAUGUGUAUGUUACUACAGAAAAGUAUAAGCGGUAUGAAGAGAAAAUGAGGUCUGCUCUCAGACAAGUAGAAGGAAGAAUUAAGUGGCUUCAACAAGGAAGCAGAGGGCUCUUUGGGAAUGUGUUUGAAGAUGAUGUCUAUAUUCUUAUUGAUACAUCCCAGUCUAUGAAGGACAAGCUGCCACUGGUGAAGGAGAAAAUAUUUCAGCUCAUACAGGAACAAUUGAGACACAAAAAGAGGUUUAAUUUUGUGAAAUUUAGUGCCCAAGCAGUGGCAUGGCAAGAGAAACUUUCUGAAGUUAAUGAGGAGAAUUUGCAAGAUGCUUGGCUUUGGAUAAAAGGACUAGAGGUUGGAAGUUCCACAAAUACACUCAGAGCUCUCCAGAUUGCUCUUGCUGAUGCUGACACACAGGCUAUUUAUCUCUUGACUGACGGGAGGCCUGACCAGCCCCCUCAAAUAAUUUUGGCUCAAGUACUGCUUCAUUGUAAAAUUCCCAUUCAUACUGUAUCCUUCAACUGUGAUGAUACAGAAGCUAACAAAUUUUUGAAUGAACUAUCUACUGAGACAGGAGGACGUUUUCAUUAUUACAAUAUUUAUUCGACUGACCCUGACGGUGCCAAGUCCAUUAUUAGUAAAGACAUACAUCUUUUAAAACGAGAGAUUGAACAGGGAGAAAAAGACCUAGAGAAAGUGAAGACAUUUCAUGCUGAAUGUCUGAUGAUGGAUUGUUAUAAAGAAGAAAAUGAUUCAGAGAACAGUAAUCAGAAGCAGACACAUACUGUGUCUUCUGUAAAUGAACAUGUUGAAGAGUUCAACACUACCCUUAACAGUAGGCCAUGCUGUGCUUCACAAGAGCCAGCACUGAGUCCACUUCGACGUAUGGUAAAUGCCUGGCAAACCACUGGUGACAGUCCAGCCCGAAGGAAGAAAGCAUUAUUUGCAGAGCAAACAAAAACAAGUCUGCUGCGAAUCCUGAACCAUAGUGUGAAAUCAAGGGAAGAAAGCCCAGAGGAAAGAAUAUCUCCUGAAAAAAAGAGUUUUUCUCUCAGAAAGAGUGUGAAAUGCACAACUGUUUUCAAAGAUCUGAAAAUGCAGAGAACUGUGGAAAGGACAUCUACAAGUUCUCUAGAUACCUCUUCAGCUUUUUGGUUAAAGACUCAUGGCCUCGUUGCUAGGCGACUCACCAUCAUGGAUGCCUUAGCUCCUACAGCUGUCCCUCAUGGUACUAAAUACAUCCCAGUUCUGGACAAGCAUGUAGUUUCUAAAGUAUUUGAUGAGAUUUUACCAUUGGCCCAUUUUAGCAACAAGAAGGGGAUCACACUCAUUAAUCCUCAGGCAGUGAAUCUUGAUGCCUAUAAAGAGAAGCUGGAAAAAGCAAUUAAAUCCUAUGAAAGGCGCCUAAAUCUAGUUAUCUGGAGAGCGCUAUCUCAAGAGGAAAGAGACAAAUUUAAAGAAGAUGGCCCAGUUCAAUAUAUGGACCAUAAGGAAGCUUUGUUGGAGGCUUUAGAGAACUUGGGAUGGCCAAUUUCCUAUGAAGAUGUAAUAUUGUUAGAAGAUGAGAUACUGGCAGCAUUAACAUAUAUUCAGCAGGCCUCUGAUCUCCAGGAAGCUGUCAAAAAGGAAAUUGAGAAGAACUCAGAAUUACACAGCAAAAAUAAAAAGAGACUUGAAGAGGAAACUGUGAAGACAAAGUCUAAGAAAACACUAAAAGACAAAGUCACUCUCAAAAGCCAAAAGGUGAUUGCAAGAUCAGACGUCACAGGAUUUUAUUAUCCAGGAACUAUGACAAAGAAUAUCAGUUCUACCUGCACACUUGUUGACUUAAGCCAUGGGGAGACUUGGAUUGUACCUCUGAAGUUCAUUAUACCUGUGGGAGGUGGUAUGCCAUACACAUAUCUGCAGGUCGGAGACUAUGUAUUUGCCAGAACUGGGACACAGACAGGAAACUAUUAUUAUGUGCCUGCCAUUGUCAUAGCAACACCAAAGAGUGUGAAUGUGGGUGCUAAACGCUACACAGUUCUGAUGUUUGACAACAGGAAAGAACACUGUGUAAGAAGUGGGCUUAUUAAAAUCAGCCAAACGAAGUAUGCCUUUUCCUGUCAGUACAUAAGAAUGAUGCAGAAGGUGGAUUAUACAAUCCCAGAUAAAGACACCCUGAAGCCAUAUCUACACUCAUCUUUGGAAGAUGAAGGAGGAGAUGAAGCAAGCAGAAGUGUUGUGAAAGAAGAUAGAGGAACACAGAAAAAGAAGAGGAGAGCAGAGGACAAAGGACAUGCCAGGGGGAGGAUGUUGGACUCAGAUGAUCUUUUGAUUGUCUCCAGGAGGGAAAUAAAACAAAGAGAAAGAAAUUCACUGCCUAGCAAUGAAGAAGAAUUUAAAGCACCUUCUUCCUCCAUUUCAUCAUCCUGGUGUUCAUCAAGGUGUCAAGCUCUGCUGUCGCCAAGUGCUUCAACUCCCAGCUCACCAGAGCAUCCCUGGUGCUUGCACCGUCCUGCUGUAGAAAGUCUCCAGAGCAUGGUAAAAGCAGCACCAUCAGAAUUAUUGCUGCCGACCCAGAGCAGCAAGGAUUGGCAGGACAGCCUCAGCAUCUCUGCAUAGAGCAAAGGAAGCUACAAUAAUAAUAUGAUAGCACCUACAGCUGUGAGAUGUUACUUCUUGAAUCAGAAAUAAACUGACUAGCCAAUGCUAAAA
Molecule: messenger RNA, 4484 nt
Organism: Oxyura jamaicensis (ruddy duck)
Lineage: Eukaryota; Metazoa; Chordata; Aves; Anseriformes; Anatidae
Gene: VWA3B
Product: von Willebrand factor A domain containing 3B
Source: RefSeq, a predicted model, not a curated record